This is a messenger RNA of Suillus paluster, 2109 nucleotides long. RefSeq lists its product as uncharacterized. The transcript is spliced from 3 exons. Bases 210 to 1694 code for a protein of 494 amino acids. The record is from RefSeq and is a predicted model, not a curated record. NCBI's taxonomy places the organism in Eukaryota, Fungi, Basidiomycota, Agaricomycetes, Boletales, Suillaceae.
UAUGUUUCAAGAAUCAAGAUCUCAUAUUUCCUUGUCACUGUCGUCGCAUAUACAUCUAGAUGCCCUGUGCCAUUGGUGAUUAUGGUGGCUCCGGUGUAUGGGCGCUAGUGCUUCAACCUGGCGUGUCAUGCAAUGCCAUCCAUGCAUUAUACGCGCGGCCAUGUCCUCAAAGACAGCAGAAUGAAUAAACGUUUCCUCUCAACUUCACCAUGACCCUCCUGCCCUGCGCUGUCCUGUUAUGUCUUCCGUUUGUUUACGCUUCACUGCCAAGUCUCAAUGAUAGCAGUGUCCACACACUCGAUGCUGCCAGCGGCAAUUGUGCAACCUGCCCCCACGCCAGAAUUUUGCCGGUCAUUAUCUGGAGCUGUACUGCAACUCUAUUUGCAUGUGCAUGGACUGCAGUUCAUCCGAACAUUCCGGGUGUGGGCGACGGGAAAUUUGCUAUUGCCUCUCGUCGUCUCCUCGUCAUGGUCAUGGUGUUGAUCGCCCCAGAACUCAUAAUCACCUGGGCCGCAGCGCAGUUUUUCAGUGCUCGUGCAGCUGCAAAGGACUUCAACGAUUGUGCCUUUGGUGCACAACGUGCCCAGGUCCACGACGACUAUAUACCAGACAGCACCGCUAUGUUGCUCAGUGACAUUCAAGAAUCAGAUGGAAGGCAUAAUCAAAGUCGAAGCGCUCCAAGACCUGCAAAAUUUGCAGAAUGGAAAUUGACACAUGGAUUCUUCGCCUGGAUGGGUGGAUUCAUGCUCUACGUUGAUGACAAACCGCGAGCCCCUCUUACGCCUACCGAGCUCCUACACUUUGUUCGUGAAAGAUACGUGGACAUGCCUAUCAUCACGGAGGCGGACAUAGAAGACAAAAGCAAGGAUGAUGGUCUAUCCAAAGCCAUCGCCAUCAUUGAGCUGGUGUGGUUCGUUCUCCAGCUCAUCGCCCGUUUCGUCCAGAAGCUUCCGAUCACAUUGCUGGAAAUCGACACCCUCGCUGUGACUGCACUGAUUUGUUUUUCCUAUUGUGUGUGGUGGAAAAAGCCCAAGGAUGUACGACGUCCUUGUAUUGUUCAUUGGAAACCAACAGCACCACCAAGCGGUUUGACCUACGACGAAGCCGAUUCAAGAUUCUCCAAUGGAUUCUGUUCUCCUUUUAUAUUCCGUUUCAUCUAUCCCCUGCUGAGUUCCAUGGGAAUGGGCAUAAUCAUUUCCCCCGGUGCUGCCCAUUCACGUCGGGUCCCGACUCUAGGUGGCUACGGUGAGCAUCGUGAUGAUGUUAUCCAAGUCCUCGUUGGAGCUUGCAGUGCGGCGGCGUUCGGAUCGAUACAUUUACUGGGCUGUAAGUUUCUGACAAACCCGGACUCAGACUCGGCCUCGGACUUGACCUCAGACCAAUUGUUAUGGUUUUUAGCUUCCGCCGCGAUGGGGGCGGUUGCUCCGUUGUUCUUUGCUCUUGUGUUCGGCUUAAAACAUAGCCUGCGCAAGAAGCGGGUUAUUGAUGCGACGCGGCAGGAAAUCACAAUCCCAUUUCUUGUACGAAGUAUUAUCAUAUAUUACUAUGCAGCUGGUGCAGUUAUCUACUCCCUCAUAUACAUCCCUGCACGUGUUGUAUUAGUCGUACUUAUCAUACGGGACUUAGCAUUAUUGCCUCCUACUAGUGGCGUGUACGAUACAGUAGCUUGGAUCAGAUUUAUUCCACAUUUGUAGUUUUUUUUACAUCGCCGUAACACACUAUGAUAGAUUGACUGGUCGCUCUCUAUCAGAAUCGGAGGUGCGAACACGGCUCGGGCAAGUUCGAACCUAAUAGCAGGCCGCCAUUUCACUUACAUACUACACGAGCUCGAGCGUGAGCAUGUGCGGAACCAGCGGUGGUCGGAAGUUGGGUGAGUCGUUCCCGCGUAAUAACGCUCCCGAUCUGGCGAGUGGGGGAAAUUCUGUGAGUGGGUAUGCCAGAGCUCGGGUCAGUGCUUGACAAAAAUGACAUUGAACACCCUACAGGUGAUGCCCUAGUGAGUUUGCUCGUUUUCAGGGUUUUCUAGUUUCAUCAGGGAUGCAAUGCGACGGGAUGUCACCUGUCAGUAUUACUGAGUGUCAGAAUGACUGCGGUCUUAGCAGAUUGUAC